Messenger RNA from Lepus europaeus (European hare), 1559 nucleotides. It is a transcript of the gene KRT23, whose product is annotated as keratin 23. Gene Ontology annotation, molecular function: structural molecule activity. Lineage: Eukaryota; Metazoa; Chordata; Mammalia; Lagomorpha; Leporidae. The record is from RefSeq and is a predicted model, not a curated record. Bases 42 to 1310 code for a protein of 422 amino acids. The transcript is spliced from 8 exons.
ACAGAGCCGAGCCUGGUCCUGCUCCACACACAGAUGGGACCAUGAACUCCAGCCACGGCUUCAGCCAGACCUCCCUGGCCUCCCCCCAUGCCAUGGGGGCUGGCUGGGGCCGGCCAGGAAGCUUCCCCAGGGCUCCCAGCGUCCACGGAGGCGCAGGGGGCGUCCGUGUCUCCCUUUCCUUCACCCCGCCAAGACGUCAGCCCCCUGGAGGGUCUUGGGGGUCUGGAAGAGGCGGCUCCCUCCUGGGCGGAAAUGGGAAGGAGACCAUGCAGAACCUCAACGACCGGCUGGCCUCCUACCUGGACAAGGUGCGCGCCCUGGAGGAGGCCAACGCCGACCUGGAAAAUCGUAUCCUGCAGUGGCAUCAGCAGAGAGAACCUGGCGGUAAGAACGAUUACUCCCCGUACGAGGAAAGCAUCAGCCACCUGCAGGAACAGAUCGUGGACGGCAAGCUGACCAACGCACAGAUUGUCGUCCUCAUCGACAACGCCAGGAUGGCCGUGGAUGACUUCAGCCUCAAGUAUGAAAAUGAACACUCAUUUAAGAAAGACCUGGAAAUCAAAGUCGAGGGCCUCCGAAAGACCUUGGACAAUCUGACUAUUGUCACAACGGACCUGGAACAGGAGGUGGAAGGAAUGAGGAAGGAGCUUAUCCUCAUGAAGAAGCACCAUGAGCAGGAAAUGGAGGAGCACCAUGUGCCCCAGGACUUCAAGGUCAAUGUGAAGGUGGCUGCAGCCCCAGGGGAGGACCUGACGAAGGUCCUGGAGGACAUGAGGCAGGAAUACGAGUUUAUAAUAAAGAAGAAGCAUCAAGAGUUGGACGCCUGGUUUAAAGAGCAGUCAGCAGCCGUGUCCCAGGAGGCAGCCAGUCCAGCAGCCGUGCAGAGCAGCCCCAGCGACAUCCACGAGCUGAGGCGCACGUUCCAGGCCCUAGAGAUUGACCUGCAGGCGCAGCACAACAGGAAAUCUGCUUUGGAAAGCAUGUUGUCAGAGACGCAGUCUCGGUACUCCCGCCAGCUCCGGGACAUGCAGCAGGUCAUCUCCCACUACGAGGAGGAGCUGAUGCAGCUGCGCCGUGACCUGGAGCGCCAGAACAAUGAGUACAAGGUGCUCCUGGGCAUCAAGACCCACCUGGAGAAGGAAAUCGCCACCUACCGCCAGCUCCUGGAGGGAGACAGCCGAGGGACGACAGAAGAAUCUGAAUCAAGUGUGAAAGCAUCUGAAGUUUCAAAGAUCAAGGCCAUCACCCAGGAGACCAUCAAUGGAAGAAUAGUUCAUUCUCAAGUGAAUGAGAUCCAAAAGCAUACAUGAGGCCAAAGCAUCUGCCUGUUGUAAAAACGACUUUUCCCCAAUGGAAAGUUUUUGCCCAGAAACUAAUGGGUGAGUCCUAAAUGGUAUCCAUGGAGUUUAUCGAAUUCAGAAAUUUUUAUUUUUUCUUGGUAACUAUCUCACCAGACUUCCCAAAUACUCCCAACGUACCGCUGCACUUUUUUGAGUCAAAGCGUGAAGUUUAUCUGUUCAAAGCCCUAGUUUCUUAUAACAAUCUUCAGAUUCCCAUCC